GAGGAGAUACAGUAGUUUCCUGUAGAGCUGGAUUAUCGUUUUAUGGAUUAUCUCGGCGAUUAAUGUUCUUUAUAAAUAACUGGGUUAAGAUUGCGUUGGUUUAAUUUAAAACGCGCAAAAGUGAACAACGUGUUACCUCAAACCGCGUGUAGCCUAAUGUUUUGGAUGCGCCAUAACAAUGACUGCGCAUUAAAUCUCCAAUGAUGUCGAAUAGGGGAGACUUUUAUAUUUAAAUAUCAUUUUUUUUAUACCACUAAAGAGAAAUAUCUUUGCAUGACACAUACUGCACACAUCGGUUAAAGACGGAUCAAUUGGGAAAUGCACUCCAUAGUGGAGCUCAAAGGUGAAAAGUGUGGAUAUUGCUGUGGCUACUGUGGGAGCGCAUGGGGUAAAGCGUCAUUUGGCAUGUGGUCCCAUACUAUGACUGUUAAGGACUACCAAGAUCUCAUUGACAGAGGAUGGAGAAGAAGUGGCAAAUAUGUUUACAAACCUACUAUGAAUAAAACCUGCUGCCCACAGUACACCAUCAGGUGCCAUGCCUUGAACUUCCAUCCAUCAAAAACUCAUAAAAAGACCUUGAAGAGGAUGAACAAAUUCCUUUCCAAAGGAGAGAGGCCUGUUGAACAGAAUGAUGUUGGACAUGAAGGAGAGCCUAUGGACUCAAUGCAUGAAGGCGUUCAUCCUCCUCCUCAAGACCCUCUGAAGAUAGACCUCACUGAUGUAGAGGAUAUCUUCACCAGUCCUGACCCAAACACCGACACCAAAUCAACCACAUCAUCAACUUCCAGAGAAGACGCAGCACCUGUCCAAGCAGACAAAACCUCAAAUGAUGCACCUAAACCAGGUAAGGGAGCCGACCCCAGCAGACCUCUGUGUCGAAAAGCUAAGGACAUUAGGAAAGAGCGACGACUUCAAAAAGAGCAACAGAAGCAACAAGCAACCUCCUCGAUUCCCGCCCCCUCAAAAUCUGCAUCUAAUCAGCCCAAAUUAUUGGAGGAAUUCAUUUCUGAGUUCUUACCGAAUGACCCUCUCCACCGUUUAGAGGUGAGGCUAGUGCCAGUCAGAUUUGAGGACCCGGGCUUCCUGGCAUCCUACAAGCAAUCAGCGGCGCUGUACGCCUGCUACCAGAUGACCGUUCACGGCGACCCUCCGUACGAGUGCGGGGAGAGCGAGUUUAAAAGAUUCCUCUGUGACUCGCCAUUAGAGGCUGAGUCAGCUCCUGAUGGUCCUGAUAUGGGCUAUGGCUCGUUCCAUCAGCAGUACUGGUUGGAUGAUAGAAUAGUUGCUGUGGGUGUUCUGGACAUUUUGCCUUCCUGUGUGUCGUCUGUGUAUCUCUACUACCACCCUGACUUCUCCUCACUCUCACUGGGCACCUACACUGCUCUCAGGGAGAUCGCCUUCACCAGGCAGUUACAGAAGCAGUCGCCAAAACUUGCCUAUUACUAUCUGGGUUUCUACGUCCAUUCCUGCCCCAAGAUGCGCUAUAAGGGCCAGUACCGGCCAUCAGACCUCCUGUGCCCUGAAACAUAUGUUUGGAUGCCCAUCGAGAGGUGUAUCCCUCGCCUUGAAAUCUCUGCCUACUCCCGUCUUAAUGAAGACGCCAAAGCAGGUGACGCUCAUGCUUUGAAGGAUAUGGGCAGGGCGUUAGUGCUCCACAGGCGGACGGUGAUGCCCUAUGCAGCCUACACCCGGAAGAGGAAGGGUUCUAACGAUGAAAAGGAAGUAGAACAGUACGCCAGUCUGGUGGGCCAGACAUGUGCAGAGAGAAUUCUGCUCUACAGGGCCUAGAGUCUCAUCACAUGUCUCUCUCUCUAUUUGUCUGUCUGUCUCAACAUGCAAUUGCUUGUCCUUCAGAACGCAUGUCUGUUUAUUGUCUCUCUGACUGUUUAUCUUUGUUUCUCUUCUUCCUCGUCCAGAACACUCUCUCCAUCUGCAGUUUCCUUUCUUUUUUUGCACUGGUGUGUGUUGCUUCAUUUACUCCAUCUUUCUCACUUGGUCUGUUUGGACUCCACUUUUAUAUAUCUGGCCAACAAUGCUGUGCAAUCCCAAUUGCUCACAUGCAACAAACAUAACAAAACAGGUACAUAUUUUAUAUCACAAUGUAUUUCAAAAUAUUACUCAUUUACAAGUCACCAAGCAAGAUCUUAAUGGGAUAGUUCACCCCAAAAUGGAAACUGUCACAUUCAUGUUGUUCCAGACUUGAAUGGCUUUCUUUCUUCCAUGGAACACUAGAGGAAAGGUUUUGAAUUGUUUUUUUUUUUUCUUUUUUUCAUACAAUGUAAAGGAGUGGUGUCUGAGGCUAACAUUCUGCUAAACAUCUCCUUUCGUGUUCCAUGGAAAAAAAGAAAGUCAUAUGUGUUUAUAAAACAUUUAGUUUUUUAUUUUGGUUGAACUAACUCUUUAACUAAUAAUGUAUAGUAAGGCAAACCAUAAUUUGGAACAUAUAAAACCUCUGCAUUUUAAGUGAUGCAGGCACUGUCUGUCUGUCUGUUUAUUGUUGGGUAUUUCUCUACCAAUGUUGUCCUUUGAACCAUGCGAAAAUCCUCAACUGACAAACGUUCAGCCUUUGGCAACAGAUCACUGCUCUGCAAAAAAUGUUCAGUGCUCCCAAUAUUGAUAUUUCUCUGAUGUAAGUCUGCAGAAGUAUCCAUUAAUAUCCAAACAGAUUUCCAGAGCAGGUGCUACGUCUACAGCGAAUGCCGGGCGGUUAAAUGAAUUGAUUUUCCUGUGGAACAAUUUUUUUCUUUUCUCACUUUGUCUUUAAGUUUGAGUAAUAGCUUGAGUGCAUUUUGUUUUAAUGUUAUUGUUUUGUUUCAAACAAAAUAAAAAGAAAUUAUGUACUAUAA
Messenger RNA from Myxocyprinus asiaticus (Chinese sucker), 2846 nucleotides. RefSeq names its product arginyl-tRNA--protein transferase 1-like. Gene Ontology annotation, cellular component: cytoplasm. The record is from RefSeq and is a predicted model, not a curated record. Bases 319 to 1788 code for a protein of 489 amino acids. Gene Ontology annotation, biological process: protein arginylation. NCBI's taxonomy places the organism in Eukaryota, Metazoa, Chordata, Actinopteri, Cypriniformes, Catostomidae. Gene Ontology annotation, molecular function: arginyl-tRNA--protein transferase activity. The transcript has 12 exons.